UAAGACCAAGUCUCCAUCUCUCAUGAGGGCAUCACUUCUAAUUCAGACAGAAAGAUUCAUUUUAUACUGUAUCAAUAGGAUCUGCAUUUGUCCUUAAAGAAAUUAGGCAUUAUGAAAUGAAGCCUUGCUCUUUAGAAAAUUCUCAAUUACAUUUUUAUUGAUAAAGAAUGUGGAUGUUGCAAAGCUUCCAUAAUAUACUCAAGUACGCUGUCCAUAAGAAAUGCUGAAGUUGCACUAACAAUACUUUUGCUUUCUGCAUCAGAUGUGGAUCAGUGUAUGAAGUGUCCAGAGGACCAGUAUGCCAACACAGAGCAGAACCACUGCCUCCGCAAAGAUGUGACCUUUCUGGGCUUCGAUGAACCCUUGGGGAUGACUCUGUCCUGCAUGGCCUUAUUUUUGUCUGCAUUCACGGUUAUGGUUCUUGGGGUCUUUGUGAAAUACCAAGACACUCCCAUUGUGAAGGCCAAUAACCUCACUCUCAGCUACAUCCUGCUCAUCUCCCUCAUCUUCUGUUUCCUCUGUUCCUUGCUAUUCAUUGGCCAUCCCAACUCAGCUACCUGUGUCCUGCAGCAAAUAACAUAUGGUAUUUUAUUCACUGUAGCUGUUUCCACUGUGUUGGCCAAGACAAUUACUGUGGUUUUGGCUUUCAAAGUCACUUCUCCUGGAAGAAGGAUGAAGUGGCUCCUGGUAUCAGGGGUACCUAACUACAUCAUUCCCUUCUGCACCAUCAUCCAAAUUAUUCUCUGUGCAAUCUGGCUGGGAGUUUCUCCUCCCUCUGUUGACAUUGAUGCACACUCUGAGCAUGGCUACAUCAUCAUUGUGUGCAACAAGGGUUCAGUAACUGCUUUCUACUCUGUCUUGGGAUACCUGGGCUCUCUGGCCCUGGGGAGCUUCACUGUAGCUUUUUUGGCCAGGAAUCUCCCUGACACAUUCAAUGAAGCCAAAUUCUUGACAUUCAGCAUGCUGUUGUUCUGCAGUGUCUGGGUCACUUUUCUCCCUGUCUACCACAGCUCCAAGGGGAAGAUAAUGAUGGCUGUGGAGGUCUUCUCCAUCUUAGCCUCCAGUGCAGGCUUGCUGGGAUGCAUCUUUGUCCCCAAGUGCUACAUCAUUUUAAUAAGACCAGAGAGAAAUUCUCUUCAAAAGUUAAGAGAGAAAUCAUCUUCCAGAACUCCCAUUUCAUAAAUUUUAACUGACAACUAUAGUGUUGGAA
Peromyscus leucopus (white-footed mouse) is the source of this 1210-nucleotide messenger RNA. RefSeq names its product vomeronasal type-2 receptor 116-like. NCBI's taxonomy places the organism in Eukaryota, Metazoa, Chordata, Mammalia, Rodentia, Cricetidae. The transcript has a single exon. Gene Ontology annotation, biological process: G protein-coupled receptor signaling pathway. Gene Ontology annotation, molecular function: G protein-coupled receptor activity. The record is from RefSeq and is a predicted model, not a curated record. Gene Ontology annotation, cellular component: membrane. The coding region runs from base 277 to 1182 and encodes 301 amino acids.